AUGAAGGGCCUGGCCGUGUACACUAUACGGCCGUGCGAGAUCUCCAGUGCCAGAGACUGCUCAGGCCAUGUAGAUCUACAAGGCCAUGUGAAGGUAGCAGAUGCAGGAUUUAUUGUCAAAGAAUCAAAAAAUUCAUCACUUGAAGAUUUGGUUAAUGAAGAAAAACAAGAAAACAAUGGUAAUGAAUUACAUGAAGGCUUAGCCAUUGAAAAUGAUAUAGAGGGAGAUGUGAAUGAGAUUGAAGACAAUGAAAGUGGUGAUGAUUUAGACUUUAAAAAUAAUUAUUCUGAAAGUGAUGAUGAUGCUAUUAAUGAAGUGAAUGAAGAACCAAGUUCAUCAAUUCCACUUGACAUUUUUGAUCCUAAAAAUUUGGAGAAUUUAAAUCCUAAGUGGAAGGAUCAAUUAGUGGAAAAGGGCCCUAUAAGAGAUGUAUUAACAGGGAAAGGUCCCAAAGAUAGAUCAAAUAGAUGA
Messenger RNA from Zingiber officinale, 471 nucleotides. RefSeq lists its product as uncharacterized. NCBI's taxonomy places the organism in Eukaryota, Viridiplantae, Streptophyta, Magnoliopsida, Zingiberales, Zingiberaceae. The record is from RefSeq and is a predicted model, not a curated record. The transcript has 2 exons. Bases 1 to 471 code for a protein of 156 amino acids.